AUGGUCGGCAUGAUAAACCUUCCCAUCACGGAAGGCUGGACAUAUCUAGAGGAGAUCCUUCGUGAAGAUUGGACAUUUGCAAUCAAGCAAGGCAGGGCGUCGCUCGCUGAAUUCGACAAACGCUACGUGCCCAACUCUUGCAUCUUGAACAAGACCCUUGUCAAGUUGAUCUUACGGCUUUUGAGUCUUUUCAGCGUGACUUCCAGCUUGUAUUUUGAGGAAAUGGAGCGGGUGGUACCCGAGGAGUACGAUGUCAUCAGCGCCGAGAUUGCCAACGUGUUGAGCCUGAAAUACCACCUGCGGUUGAGCAAGCUCAAAAGUUUUGCCUUGGUGGACCGCCGGUUUGCCGACGGGGAGGAUAUUGACUAUUUCCGACCGGGGAUCAUCAUCAAGUGCCUCGAGAUUGACACCGUGCGCCUGAAAUUCGCCAGUUUCUACGAGUUUCAAAAAAGGAUGGCUCAUGAUACACCGGUUAGAGAGAGAGGCUGCCACUUGAAUCGGCUCAUUGCCGACAAACUCAAAGAACGAUGUUUCUUUGACCUGCACACUUUUGGCAAACGAGUGCUCGAAGCACACCGGUACAUCAUUGAAGUUUACGAAAUUGUCGCGCACAUAAUCGAGAAUUACCCUCGCAUCGAAAUCACCACCAACGACUCUGUGCGAAAUCAAGAACUCGUGGACUCUUUGGGCACGUCACUAGACUUGCUCGAGGAGCGGUUCCAGGUGACCCUUUGGCUUGAUUGGACGAAAAUCCAACAGGGCUACGACUGGCGCGACUGCAAUUUUUACCCUGCAAACACCACCAAAUUGUUCAAGGACCGCCUCCAGGUGAAUGUGCAAAUGUGGGAGCACAGACACGAUACAGUGUUACCGCUGGUGCUCGCGGAGAAAAAACUAAAGCGAUAG
Messenger RNA from Lodderomyces beijingensis, 906 nucleotides. The record is from the annotation of a GenBank genome assembly. NCBI's taxonomy places the organism in Eukaryota, Fungi, Ascomycota, Pichiomycetes, Serinales, Debaryomycetaceae.